Molecule: messenger RNA, 1590 nt
Organism: Hypoxylon trugodes
Lineage: Eukaryota; Fungi; Ascomycota; Sordariomycetes; Xylariales; Hypoxylaceae
Product: fatty acid hydroxylase superfamily-domain-containing protein
Exons: 2
Coding region: 390-1526 (378 amino acids)
Biological process (GO): lipid biosynthetic process
Molecular function (GO): iron ion binding; oxidoreductase activity
Source: RefSeq, a predicted model, not a curated record
AAAAGUGCACUGACAAUGGAAUGAUGACGGACCACUGAGGGACCUAAAUUGACCUUAAUUGCCCAUAUUUUUGCGCCCUCAAGAGCUCUAAAAAACGCGCCAAAAACUUUAUAUCCGCCUUUUUCGGGGGAACUCGCAUUAAAAUAAUUAAUUGACCUCAACCCGCCCCCUACCGUUACAUCUAACACUUACAACCACUACAACUACAACAACCGACUACCUUUUUUCUUUUUCUUCUUGAUAGAUUAUCUAACUACUUACACUCCUUUUUAUCUCUUCGUGACGAUCCUUCUUCUCUAUCUCACUAUCUCUUCCCCCCACUAAGUAACUUAUACAUACUUCACUAUUACUGUAAUUCUGAGGUUUACUCUCAACUCUUAAUACUGCGCAUGACGUCCACCGUCAUGGCUGAUAACAUGACAUCCACCACGGACCUCCCGCCGCUCCCGGCCUAUGAGGUCGUCGUUGCGCCAGACCUAAUCUCAUGGUUCCCCGACUUCUACUUAUCAAUUAUCGCGCCUACACUCGCCUAUUGGGUUGUAUCCAUCUUCUUCCAUAUAAUCGACACCUACGAUUUCUUCCCCCAGUACCGUCUCCACACGCCCGCCGAAAUCUCUCAACGCAACAAGGUCACGCGAUACGAAGUUUUACGCGAUGUUAUCUUUCAACAGAUCAUCCAGGGCGUCAUGGCCGGUGUUCUGGGUAUGACCGAUCCGCCGCAAUAUAUGGGAAUGGAGGAAUAUGAUGUUGCCGUCUGGGCGACGAGGGUUCGCUUGGCACAAAGAGCUCUACCUGCCUUGUUAGGUGUGCUCGGACUGAAUGCUGCAACCAUUUCUAAGAACAUGGCUGUUUCGCAUCCACUCCUAGCUGGCGCUCUCUCUGGAGGACACUACCCCUUCCUCACCUCCGAGCUUGCCGGACCGGACGGAAUUCCUGUACCGGCUUUUGCCACUUGGGAGCUUAUAGUCGCUAAAGCUAUCUACCACCUUAUCAUCCCAGCCAUCCAGUUCUUCGUCGGUGUUACUGUUCUAGACACAUGGCAAUAUUUCCUCCACCGAUUGAUGCACCAGAACAAGUGGCUCUAUAACACCUUCCACGCGAGACAUCACCGACUCUACGUUCCCUAUGCUUAUGGCGCUCUGUACAACCACCCCGUUGAAGGUUUCCUUCUUGAUACAGCUGGUGCGGGUCUCGCGUAUAAGGUCGCGUUCAUGACUCCUCGACAAGGAAUGGUUUUCUGGGUUAUGUCUUCGAUCAAGACUGUCGACGACCACUGCGGAUACGCCCUACCAUGGGACCCUCUCCAGCACAUUACCUCGAACAACGCCGCCUACCACGAUAUCCACCACCAAAACUGGGGUAUCAAGACCAACUUUGCCCAGCCGUUCUUCACUUUCUGGGAUAGACUAUUGGGAACCAUGUGGCACGGUGACACCACACUAAAGUACGAACGAUCGAGAACCAAGGCUGAGGAGAAGGAAGCCUUGGAAUCGGAAACUAAGAAAGCCUCUACAAAGGCCCAAUAGGCCACCGUUAUACUCGCACCUGUUUCAUGCACACAUUCGUUGUAUCAUCCUAGGGACGUUCGUU